Messenger RNA from Nycticebus coucang (slow loris), 2069 nucleotides. RefSeq names its product carbohydrate sulfotransferase 8 (gene CHST8). The record is from RefSeq and is a predicted model, not a curated record. The coding region runs from base 407 to 1678 and encodes 423 amino acids. NCBI's taxonomy places the organism in Eukaryota, Metazoa, Chordata, Mammalia, Primates, Lorisidae. Gene Ontology annotation, cellular component: membrane. The transcript is spliced from 4 exons. Gene Ontology annotation, biological process: carbohydrate biosynthetic process; proteoglycan biosynthetic process. Gene Ontology annotation, molecular function: sulfotransferase activity.
GCGAGCCGGAUCCGGUAACGCUGCGGAGAGGGGAGAGGACAGGCGGCGGCCACGCCGGCGGCAGGAGGUGGGGGAUCGACCGGGCCCGGGAUCGAGGAGGAACGCGCCACCGCACCCUCUCUCGUGCGCCGCGGCCACGGGCCCCAAGCAGGUCGCCUGUGGACCGCGCCGGGUUCCGCUCGGAGCGGGAGGCGGCACCGGGCCCGAGCUGGGGCGGAGGUUUCUAGCUGCCGCCUGGGCGCCCGGAGCUGAGGGCUCGCCGUAGAGGACCGCGCUCCGACCGGAGGUUCCCGCGGCCUCGAGAGCGCCGGCAGUGCCAGAUCUCAGCCUGAUGGACGUCUGGUGUGGACAAUGAGGGAGGAACAUGCCUCCCCCACCUGCGAGGUGAGCCCGGAGCAAGCCCCGGAUGACCCCGCGACCCGGGACCAUGCGGCUGGCCUGCAUGUUCUCAUCCGUCCUGCUGUUCGGGGCUGCGGGCCUCCUCCUCUUCAUCAGCCUGCAGGACCCCACGGAGCUCGCCCCCCCGCAGGCGCCAGGAAUAAAGUUCAACAUCAGGCCGCAGCAGGCCCAGGAGGACCUCCCGCCGCAAGGCAGUUCUCAGGAUGGUGACUUGAAGGUACCCACAGAGAGGGUCAUACGAGAUUUGUCCAGCGGAACCCCGAGGGGCCCCGACUGGCCGGUGCCUGAGCGGCAUGAACCCCAUCUGAAGAGGGUGUCCCCUCUGCGACUCCGGCAGCGCCGCCGCCGGCUGCUCAUCAAGAAAAUGCCAGCAGCAGCCCCAGCCAACAGCUCGGCCUGGACCUUCGCGCAGCCGCGCCCGCGGGCCCUGGACGGCCGCUGGGUCAGCCUGCAGCAGAGCCAGCGGGAGCGCAAACGGCUGAUGCAGGAGGCCUGUGCCAAGUACCGGGCGAGCAGCAGCCGUCGGGCCGUCACUCCGCGCCACGUGUCCCGCAUCUUCGUGGAGGACCGCCACCGCGUGCUGUACUGCGAGGUUCCCAAGGCGGGCUGCUCCAACUGGAAGCGGGUGCUCAUGGUGCUGGCGGGGCUGGCGUCGUCCACCGCCCACAUCCAGCACAACACGGUGCACUACGGCAGCGCCCUCAGACGCCUGGACACCUUCGACCGCCAGGGCAUCCUGCACCGGCUCAGCACCUACACCAAGAUGCUCUUCGUCCGCGAGCCCUUCGAGAGGCUGGUGUCUGCCUUCCGCGACAAGUUCGAGCACCCCAACAGCUACUACCACCCCGUCUUCGGCAAGGCCAUCCUGGCCCGGUACCGGGUCAACGCCUCGCGGGAGGCGCUGCGGACAGGCUCCGGGGUGCGCUUCCCCGAGUUCGUGCAGUACCUGCUGGACGUGCACCGGCCCGUGGGCAUGGACAUCCACUGGGACCACGUCAGCCGGCUCUGCAGCCCCUGCCUCAUAGACUACGACUUUGUGGGCAAGUUUGAGAGCAUGGAGGACGAUGCCAACUUCUUCCUGAGCCUCAUCCACGCGCCAGGGAACCUGACCUUCCCCAGGUUCAAGGACAGACACUCGGAGGAGGCGCGGACGACAGCGAGGAUCACCCACCAGUACUUUGCGCAGCUCUCGGCCCUGCAGCGGCAGCGCGCCUACGACUUCUACUACAUGGAUUACCUGACCUUCAACUACUCCAAGCCCUUCGCAGACCUGUACUGAAGGGCGGGGCCGGCUGGCGGUGCGGCGCGCAGGGGCGUCCCCACUCUCUGUGGGGCCGCGUCCCCAGCUGAGAUGUAGAGCCAGGUGUCUGUGGGAUGCCCCAGGCCCUAGGUGGGGACAGAGGCCUCUGCUCUUGGGUGGGGACCCUGGCCCUCGUCGUGUUCCCACCUCCUCCUCCUUGGCUGAGGGAAAUGCAGACUGACCCCCAGGAGCUCAGCCAGGAGUUCCAAUGACCAGGGAAUCCUGAGGCCCGAGGACUAGGCCCCAGCGGGAAGGGAUUUCUAGCGGUCCCUUAGCCAUUGCCUUGUACCAAACCAUGCGGUUUGCAGCUUUUCUAUGACCCAGGGGGGAUGUCCCCUUGGAUGGAGGUUACAAAUAAAGCACACGGUUU